AUGGAUGAAUGUAACAGAGCACUCAAUAGUGAUCAGUGGCAUGGUGAUGCUAUUUACACACUCAAGUGCGAGAAAACAGCGACGAGAAAAUCAGAUAAGACGAAGGACUUGUGGGCUUCUGAAAAGUUUGAAAUUGAAAAUAAAACUUUUCUCACUGAGAAUAAAAUUAAAGCUAGUGGCACGGCGUACACACGAGCAUUGGAAGAACGAUAG
Molecule: messenger RNA, 213 nt
Organism: Clunio marinus
Lineage: Eukaryota; Metazoa; Arthropoda; Insecta; Diptera; Chironomidae
Source: the annotation of a GenBank genome assembly